AUGUGGCGGCAGACUGCCCAGCCGGGUCGUCGUGAUUCUCACGCGAAUUCACAAUUGCCCCUAACCCACAAACGGCACUCUCAUGUGUUCCAUACAAACCAGCAGUUGCCACGUUGGACUCGGUCCUUCAACGGCCUUGACGGCACUUCUGCCGGACGGUACACGCCCUUUCCGCCAUCAUUAUUUGUUUCUGGCCGCUUUAGCCUCUAUUCUCCAACAGUUUUGCAGUCUCGUGCCAUUCGCUGUCCUCGUCAUCAUCUUGAAGACGAUAAUUGUUUCUGUACUCCCAUCACGGACAUUUGGCUCAAUGUUAUGCCUCUUUCUUCGGACCAAUGGCCCUCGUACGUCGUAGUUAAUUCGGCUUUCGGUUGUUUCCACGACCUCCUGCCCUCUUAA
Molecule: messenger RNA, 396 nt
Organism: Protopolystoma xenopodis
Lineage: Eukaryota; Metazoa; Platyhelminthes; Monogenea; Polystomatidea; Polystomatidae
Source: the annotation of a GenBank genome assembly